AUGGAUCCAAGACAGUCCCAGGCACCAAAACUCAACUUCCAAUACAAGGAUCAGGACCAGUUACAUACAGUGUUUCCCACAACACCUGCACAAGUUUCUUCUGUGCUAGAUCUUUACGAAUUUAUCUGUUCAGCUUCUCUCAAAAAACCUCAAAAAGCAAGGUUUUAUCACUAUUAUAUACCAGUGUUUUUGUGGUGUGAAGACAAGAUUUCAAAGUAUAUGUCCCAGUUUAAAGAUGGAGAAGAUAUACCUCCUUUAGUGAUUGGUUUUAGUGCACCACAAGCAAUUGUUAUUUGUGAAACUAUAAUUGUUAAAAAUGUUGUGAGUAUAUCUUCUCCUCUCAUUGCUGAUACAAAUUUAGAUCAAUUGCAGGCUAAACUGAGAGAAGAAAAUCCAGGAAAUGCGCUUUUAGAUGUGUCUGCAUACAGUGGGAGGGGUGACAGAGCUGAUCCUUCAAUGUGGCCAGAGGUUGAAGGUCCAUUGACACUGGAGACUGUGAAUAAGAAUCUUGAAGCCUAUUAUGAUGCAUGGGACAAGUUUAUAAAUGCAUGGAUAGUCAUCAAGAUUCAGGAUUCCAGUUGUGUCUACCAGUGGCAUUUACAGGUUAAAGAUUUUGUUUCCCGUUACUUGCCAGCACACAGGGCUUACCUUCCCACCCUUUAUGCCGAGCGGCCAAGUGGGUCAGAUCCAGAGAACGUUCUCCUCUUCGAAAUUGACGAAGGGAGGAAUCCCAUUCUUGGUGAUUAG
Molecule: messenger RNA, 747 nt
Organism: Hevea brasiliensis (rubber tree)
Lineage: Eukaryota; Viridiplantae; Streptophyta; Magnoliopsida; Malpighiales; Euphorbiaceae
Product: D-glycerate 3-kinase, chloroplastic-like
Exons: 8
Coding region: 1-747 (248 amino acids)
Source: RefSeq, a predicted model, not a curated record